AUGCCAGCAAGUACAGUUGGGUCUGCGCACGACGACAGGGAAGACACAUGCGUAAUAUGUCUUUCAACCGUCACAGAGAGAGCCAUUACUGCGCCGUGCAACCAUUACACUUUUGAUUUUGUAUGUCUAGUGUCAUGGUUGCAGCAGCGGUCAACUUGCCCACUAUGUAAAUCAAAUGUCACUGCCGUCCAAUACGACUGGCGUUCUCCAUCCGACUACAAAAGCUAUACUGUCCCUUGUAGUCAUCCUUCCACCAACGACAGUCGCACUGACCGACCGGGCUCUCUCUUCGCUCCUUAUGGGCUACCCAGAAGACCGAGAGGCGCUCGCCGUCCGUACUCUCCACCUGUUGAAGAUCCAGCUCUACGCAGGCGUAGGGAAGUUUACCGCAGGAAACUGUACUCCCUCCAUGUGGGUAGUAAUCCCUUCUCCGGAUACCGCGACAUUACGCCUGAAAUGAUUGCACACUCUCCCGAUAUGCAGUCCAAAGCACGUACCUGGAUCCGACGCGAACUCCGCGUCUUCGCCUUCUUGUACACAGAUUCUACGGGUUCUUCAUCCUCUGGCGCAACAACAAGCAACAACGCCGAGUUUCUACUGUCCUACAUUGUGUCUAUUCUGAGAAUGGUAGACCUGAAAGCCAGCCAUGGACAUGCGGAGAACUUGGUAGCCGAGUUCCUGGGAAGGGAAAAUAGCAGGCUCUUUCUACACGAGUUGAAUGCUUGGAUGAGGAGUCCAUAUACCAAGGUAGAAGAGUGGGAUCAAACCGUGCAGUAUGUGGAAGAAUUGGGGGCAUAG
Molecule: messenger RNA, 798 nt
Organism: Bipolaris maydis ATCC 48331
Lineage: Eukaryota; Fungi; Ascomycota; Dothideomycetes; Pleosporales; Pleosporaceae
Biological process (GO): protein monoubiquitination; protein polyubiquitination
Molecular function (GO): ubiquitin protein ligase activity
Source: RefSeq, a predicted model, not a curated record